This is a messenger RNA of Mycotypha africana, 333 nucleotides long. RefSeq lists its product as uncharacterized. The transcript has 2 exons. The record is from RefSeq and is a predicted model, not a curated record. The annotation marks the transcript as partial. NCBI's taxonomy places the organism in Eukaryota, Fungi, Mucoromycota, Mucoromycetes, Mucorales, Mycotyphaceae.
UUAAAGUGGUUCAUUAGUGGAAAUGAUGUUAGUAGAGAACUGCUGCAAUUUAGGGAGAUUUGUAAAGAAGAAGGAGCAAAGGGACAAAAGUUACAGAGCGAUAUUGAUAAAUUGGCUUUGAACAGCAUUUUCUUCAUAUCUUCUAAGCACAGCAAGUAUACUGGCAUUUCAGAAGAUACUUAUAAAGUAAUGAUAGAAGAGCUUGAAGAGAAAUAUGACGUUGGAGGAGAAGUCGAUCUGGAUGAACUUGAUCAAUUUCAAGUUGAAAAGUUAAGGCGAAUAUACAAGGUAACCAUAUCAAAUAUAAUUAUAAGUGUUGUCAACUAUGGUUAA